ACUUUAACUGGUCCCCUCUAUGUUGUUGUCUGAGACAAUGAUUUUGAGUUCAAGAAUGGCUUGGCUUGCAUAGUUGGCAAUGUCCUUCUUCUCUUUUACCUGGAUCCGUACACACUUCACCUUCUCCUAUUCACUCUUUGUUCUUUCUCUUUGCCACUACUAGUUGUUAGUUAACCUGCUUCAAUCCACACACCCACCUACUUUCUCUCUCUCUCUCUCUCUCUCUCUCUCUCUCUCUCUCUAAUUACUCUUCCAUUUAUUGCUUCCCUUUGCAUUCAUUCACUCUACAAUCCACAUAUUCAUUGCUUUCAGAGCCAGUUAUUAACAAAAUAAAUAAAGGGUCAUCUUCUUUUUGGUUUUUGAAGAUGCCUUUGGUGAGGUUGCAGGUGAAAAAUGAGUUUGGUUUAGGUGGGCCUGAGCUAUACAGAGAUGCUAAUAGAGAUGACCCUAAAGCACUUCUUGAUGGUGUUGCUGUUGCUGGUCUUGUUGGGAUCUUGAGACAACUUGGUGAUCUUGCUGAUUUUGCAGCAGAGGUGUUUCAUGGUCUGCAGGAGCAAGUGACAACAACGGCUUCUAGGAGUCACAAAUUGAUGGUUCGUGUUCAAAAUAUUGAAGCUUCCCUACCUCCCUUGGAGAAGGCUGUAUUGGCACAAACAAGUCACAUACACUUUGCCUACACAGCUGGUUGUGAAUGGCAUCCGCGAAUAAAAACUGCUCGAAAUCAUUUCAUAUACAAUGACUUGCCUCCCUUUAUUAUGGAUUCAUAUGAAGAAUGCCGUGACCCUCCGCGAAUGCACUUGCUUGAUAAAUUCGAUACAGGUGGUCCAGGAUCUUGCUUCAGGAGAUAUUCAGAUCCAACCUUCUUCAAGAGAGUAUCUGCAGAUUCAGAAGAACGAUACUCUGAGAAGACUGAAAAGGCUAGGAAAUCCCGUAAAAUCAAGAAGAGACGGUCAUCGCGAAGGAACAGCGGACUUUUGAGGGGUGAACAGAUGCUUGGAAAUAGUGGCAGUAUGCAAUUUAUUUCUCCCUCAAUCAAUGGACGGACUUCUUCGCGAACAGCCUCCACAAUAGACAUGACAAUGAGAUCAGACGUGGAAGAUCGUUCAAAUUCUUUUGAUUCAAAGUCUGGUGCUGGCUACAUUGAAUGUGUUUUCCAUCCAAAUAAUUCCAUGCAGCCUGAUGAGCAGGAUUGUAAGGAACCAUCCUCUUCAAGGUUGACACCAAAAACGGAUAAUCUUAAGUCAGUAUCUCCUCCUAAGUCGGUAUCACCUCCUAUAGAUGAUAAUAUUUCGAAUGAUUCUUUGGAAAAGCAAAUCGCCUCUUCUUCAUCAGGUGUUACUUGGGAUGAGAAGGAAGAGAUAUUGGAAUCCAAUAGUCAAGCCUGUGAGGCAGAUAAAACUCCAGAGAGGCUUGUUGAAAAAUGCGACUCGGAUAUGCAUGUGAGUGAGGCUGUUAACAUAUCAAAUAUUGAUUACAAUGAUAUUUUAUUUAAUGAAGAAAGAAUCCUGAAACCAGUCUUCGGAGAGAUUCAAGCAGAUGAUAUUGACAGUGAACCUGAUAAUGAUAAUUUUGUGGAUGCUCUUAACUCCAUCGAUUCUGAAUCCGAAGUUGAUCUUGACUAUGAAACAAAACGAGAGGUACAGCAAUUCGCCUCACAUGUCACUCGUGAAAUCGUUGAAAAUGGAGGCACUGAAUCUCAUUCUAAUUUAUUAGACAGCGAUAUUCCUGACUCGCUACAAGAAAAUCCUCCUCUCAAGUCAGAGUUAUAUGCUUCUAAUUUGGGAUCAGAGACUACACCAGAUAUUCCUGAUAUUGAAAAAGUGACAAAAGACACUUUUUACUCGGACCAAGAAGUAAUCCAUGGUUUGCCUAACUCGCUGCAAGAAAUUUCUCAUCUCACAUCAGAACCACUUACACCUGAUUUUGAACCUGCGAGUCCAUCAGAUGUUCCUUACCGCAAAGAAACGUUUGACAAUUUUCCUGACACACUACCAGAAAUUGCUCCUCUUACUUCAGAGCCACAUGCAUCUAAUUUGGGAUAUGUGAGCUCAUCAGAUGUUUCUUCUACCCAAGAAAUAACCAAUAAUGUAGCUGAUUCUCAUUCCUCUGAUAGUCCCAUCUCUGAAAGGGAUCUUCACACACAUGAUAAUUCUGUUUUGGAUCACUUAGUAGGGACUCAUACCUCCAUUGAUUCUCCUACCGUUAGUGAUGCAGUGUCAACACCCAUUAUAACUGAUACACCAUCUUCUGGCUCUAAAUUACCAGAUGAAAACGCAGGUAAGAUCAAUAAUAUCUUCAAAUAUGAAGAUGCACAUAAAGAGUCUUUCAGUGAUAAUUCGGUUAGGUUCUGGACUAAUGGUGGAUUAUUAGGACUUGAGCCAUCAAAACCUCCUGACUUUACCAUGUCAAGUUCCUUAAAUCAAGGGUCUUUAAGCUUGAAAAAUGAUAUGAAUGGUGGUUCACUUGGCAAUUCCAUACAAAAGAGCAAUGAUUGCGCUCACAAAGAGGGACAUGAAUUAUCAGAAAAGGUUCCUCAACAGAUUCUCAAGGAAUCAAGUUCUAGAUAUGAUGACCAGGCUUGUGCCUCUGAAUAUACCUCCAUUGGUUCUCAGCAGAAUAAUGGUCACACUAAGAGAAACAAUUUGGUGGAAGCCAAUUCGACUGCACCUAGAACUGUUCUAACUGCCGUCGCUGACACCAAGGAUUGUGCUGAACCUAAUCAGGGAAAUGGUGAAAACUCAUCGCAGGUGUUUGGACUUGGUCAUAGAUUAUUAAUAAAAAGCUUCAACCGCAAAGUUUCUUUUGAUGAAAAAUCUGGACCCUAUAGUUCUUUGAAAUCUGUUAUAUUGGAGCAGAGUGAACAAAACAGCGUUGUAAGACAUUUACAACAACCUGAGACAACCUUCAAAGAGAAAGUUAGUUUCAGAUAUCCUAUAGAUUCACUCCCUCCUUCACCGCCACUUGAACAUAUGAAAAUAUCCUUCCAACCUCUCAGUGGACUUGAAACCUCAAAGCUAAAACUGCAAUUUCCUGAUGGAGGUAACCGUCAUGAAAGUAUAAUGGAUAUGUUUCCAUCGUUCCAAUUGGUCCCAGACUCUUCGAUUCCUAUGGACGAUUUGGGCUCUCACUCUGAUGGUGAUGACACUUUCUGUAGAUCAUCUCCCUGUGCAUCAGAUGAUUGCCAUACCCCUCGUUCUGACUAUGAUUCUGAUCAGUGGGAAUCCGAUGAAACUCCCGAAAGCAGUGACCAUGGCAUACACGAUUCUCCUCACAGAAGUUCAUCAGCUGAAUCUAGCUUGAGUACCAAAGAACAUGGCAGAUUGUCCAAUAAUGACACUGACCUAAACAAUGAACAUAUGAAUGGCGUAGAACCUUCCUUAUCAGGGUCUUUACUUGAUUUUCCAAGUUUUGAAAAUGUGAAUCCUGUACAUGAGAAAGAAAGUAACAGACAUCAUGAAUGCAAUAAAGAUGUUACAUCACAUAGUCAUGCAGAGCCUACUCGACCACCACCACCUCCUCCAGUUCCUCCAACACAAUGGAGAGUCACAAAACCGCAGUUGGAUAAGUCAAAUGAGACACAAAAUUCUAUGUCUGAAGAUGCUGAACAUCUUAGUGAUCAAAAUCUUCCAGAAUCUACUAUCUUCCAACAACCUAGGCAUGCCAAGGUUGAGAAAAUACAACGUAAUCACGAUGGUUUCGAGUCUUAUGACGCUAUUAUAAAUAAGUUGAAGGAAAAGCUCGGACCACCAAAGUUGAAUGUUCAGAAAGAAGCAAACCAGUUGAGAAUGGGAAAAGAUAUAGAUGAAAAAGAAGAUUUCCUUUAUCAAAUCAGAACCAAAUCCUUCAACCUGAGGCCUACAGUAACAGGAAAGUCAAAUGUCACAACGGGUCCCACUACAAACGUCAAAGUUACAGCAAUUUUGGAGAAAGCAAAUGCAAUUCGACAGGUUGUCGCAAGUGAUGAUGGUGAAGAUGACGAUAACUGGAGCGAUACAUAAUUUCUUGCUGCUUUCUUUUUUUAACAUUCUUUUAAUUUUCAUUCAUGAGUAGUCAUCUGUAUCUUUUAGCCUUUUCAAGUGAAGUUGCAUGAGGCUUUGUUGUAUGUACACAUGUGUGAAUAAAUCUUAUCUAUUUUUGUUAUUAAUAGUGUAGCAGCGGUUAGUUUACUUAAUUUCAUUACCUUAGUAUGAACUUAUGUUUCAUCAGUCAAUAGUCAGGUUGAGAUAACAGUGUUCCUUGAA
Messenger RNA from Medicago truncatula (barrel medic), 4241 nucleotides. RefSeq names its product SCAR-like protein 2. The coding region runs from base 366 to 3998 and encodes 1210 amino acids. The transcript has 9 exons. Gene Ontology annotation, cellular component: cytoskeleton. Lineage: Eukaryota; Viridiplantae; Streptophyta; Magnoliopsida; Fabales; Fabaceae. The record is from RefSeq and is a predicted model, not a curated record. Gene Ontology annotation, molecular function: Arp2/3 complex binding; protein kinase A regulatory subunit binding. Gene Ontology annotation, biological process: actin cytoskeleton organization; positive regulation of Arp2/3 complex-mediated actin nucleation.